AUGGAGGAGAAUGCUGCCAUAUCAUCAAUCACUGUCGUCGACUACUUGCCCAAGACACUUGGGAGACUCGGAUCAUCCACUGCUACAGAGAGGGAAAUAAGGUCGCGGACAAGUAACGCUGACGGGAAAAACGAUUCUGAAGCUAUGAACACUACGGAGAAACUAGAAGAGGGAUACUCAACACAACGACCUCCAAUGUUUAGCGGCAAAUACUAUUCCUACUGGAGAAACAGGAUGGAGAUUUUCAUUAAGGCUGAAAACUAUCAAGUAUGGAGAGUGAUUGAAGUUGGAGACUUCCAAGUCACUAAGCUGAACUCCUUUGGAGAAACUGUUCCCAAACCUGUUGAUGAAUUUGACAAAGCCGACUAUGAAAAGCUUGAACUCAAUGCCAUGGCCGUCAAAAUCCUUCAUUGUGGACUAGGUCCAAAUGAACACAACAGAGUUACUCAUGAAGGAACAAACGAAGUUAAAAGAUCGAAGAUUGAUCUCUUAAUGCACCAAUACGAGCUGUUCACCAUGAAGACAUCUGAAACGAUUCAAGACAUGAUUACUCGCUUCACAAACAUUAUCAAUGAACUAAACUCUCUUGGCAAAAUCAUAACUCCUGAGGAACAAGUCAGGAAGGUUCUAAGAAGUCUACCACAAGAUCCCUGGAUGGCUAAAGUCACAGCCCUCCAGGAAACUAAAGACUUCACAAAGUUUAACCUGGAACAACUGGCUGGAUCUCUCCUAACUCAUGAACUUCAAUUAAACGCACAACCUUCAGAGAACACCAAAAAUAGAGCUCUUGCUCUAAAAACCGAAAAUGAUGAAGACUCUGAAGAAGAUGAAGAGACAGCUCUGUUUGCUAGGAGGUUCAGAAGAAUGUUUAGGAACUACAAAGAUGUGGAACACAGAAGCAAACCAAAUAGAAAGUUCCCUAAAACUGACACUGGAUGCCAUAAGUGUGGAAACUUGGAACAUCGCAUUAGGGAAUGUCCUCUAUGGGAUCAAGAACGAGGAAAGGGAAAGGAAACAACAAAAGAUAGAUUCAAAGACAACAGAAACUCCUUUUCCAAAACUGAGGUAAGGAAAGCCAUGAUUGCUGCAUGGGGAGAUACUUCUUCUGAUGAGGAACAAGAACAACCCAACGAAGAAAUUGCUCACCUGUGUCUUGUAGCUGAACAUGAAGAUGAAGAAUCCGACUCAGAAUCUGAUAAAUUCCAGGCAAGUCUUGUUCAUAUUAAAAGUAGGCUUGAAUCCAUGUCUAAAGUAGAACGGUUUGACUUACUUUCUUGUCUCACUAGUGAUUAUGAGGAUCUCCUAAAAGAAAAACUAGACUCAGACAGAAAACACCAAGACAUUGUCAAUAAACUCACAGAGGAGUUGGAAUGGACCAGAAACUCAAACUUAGAUAUUGACAAUCGUUUCUUUAAACUCUUUGAUCAAAACCUUCAUAUAAAAGAAAUGUGUGAAGCCUUACGCAAUGAAAACUCCUGGCUAAAACAAGAUAUGAUUGACCUAAAAAUAGCCAAAACCAAGAAACUCUAUAAAGAAGAACUAGAAAAAGCUCAGUUAGAGCUAGUGAAAAUUCACCAAGAAAAGACCCAUCUAGAAAGUGAAUUGACUAAAAGGACCAGACACAAAAUAGAGGGAACACCAAAGUGGAUAGAAGAAGCUAGAACCAAACGCACAGAAGGUUUAGGUUUUAACCACAAAAAGCAUCAUCCUAGAAAAACCAGAGUAGAUUUAUACAGUGACAUAGUAUGCACCUUCUGUGGUCAAAUCGGUCACUAUAGAGUUUCUUGCCCUAAAAACCAAAGGUCGAAGUGA
Molecule: messenger RNA, 1812 nt
Organism: Spinacia oleracea (spinach)
Lineage: Eukaryota; Viridiplantae; Streptophyta; Magnoliopsida; Caryophyllales; Amaranthaceae
Exons: 4
Coding region: 1-1812 (603 amino acids)
Molecular function (GO): zinc ion binding; nucleic acid binding
Source: RefSeq, a predicted model, not a curated record